AUGACUGACACAAACAUCGCAUGUAAACAGCUUGGCUACAAGAGUGCAGUGAGUUACAAGCACUUAGGACGAGGAUCUGGUCGAAUUUGGCUUUCUAAUGUAGAUUGUAAUGGUGAUGAAUCUUCACUAGAUCAGUGCCAUCACCGAGAAUGGGGUGAACAUAACUGCGGGCACAGCCAGGAUGUUGGUAUCGUGUGUAAUACAGGAGCAGCGCCAUUGAGGUUGUUUAGAAAAAGGUCAAUUCAGUCAUCAGUUCAAGGGAUUUUACAGAUUUAUUACAAUGGUACAUGGGGAACAAUAUGUUAUGACAGCUGGGGAUGGACUCACACAAACAUCGCAUGUAAACAGCUUGGCUACGUGAGUGCAGUGAGUUACAAGCACUUAGGACGAGGAUCUGGUCCAAUUUGGCUUGAUAAUGUAGAUUGUAAUGGUGAUGAAUCGACACUAGAUCAGUGCCAACACCGAGGAUGGGGUGUUCAUAACUGCUGGCACGGUGAGGAUGUUGGUAUUGUGUGUAAUACAGGAGCAGCGCCAUUGAGGUUGUUURAAARAAARUCAACUCCKUCAACAGUUCAAGGKAUUUUACAGAUUUCUCACGAACAUCAAUGGGGAACAAUAUGUAAUAACUCCUGGGGCAUGAAUGAAACAAACAUAGCAUGUAAACAACUUGGAUUUAAAGAUGCAGACAGUUUCAAGUACUUAGGACGAGGAUCUGGUCCAAUUUGGCUUGAUGAUCUUAAAUGUAAUGGUGCUGAAUGGUCGCUAGAUAAGUGCCAACACCGAGGAUGGGGUGUUCAUAGCUGCAGUCACAGUGAGGAUGUUGGUAUAGUGUGUAAUUCCGUGCAAGGUAUUUUACAGAUUUAUUACAAUGGUACAUGGGGAACAAUAUGUGAUGACAUCUGGGACAUGACUGACACAGACAUCGCCUGUAAACAGCUUGGCUACGUGAGUGCAGUGAGUUACAAGCACUUAGGACGAGGAUCUGGUCGAAUUUGGCUUGUAAAUUGUAAUGGUGAUGAAUCGACACUAGAUCAGUGUCAACACCGAGGAUGGGGUGAACAUAACUGCGGGCACAGUGAGGAUGUUGGUAUCGUGUGUAAUACAGGAGCAGCGCCAUUGAGGUUGUUUAAAAAAAAAUCAACUCCGUCAACAGUUCAAGGGAUUUUACAGAUUUCUCACGAACAUCAAUGGGGAACAAUAUGUAAUAACUCCUGGGGCAUGAAUGAAACAAACAUCGCAUGUAAACAACUUGGAUUUAAAGGUGCACAUAGCUUCAAGAGCUUAGGACAAGUCUCUGGUCCAAUUUGGCUUGAUAAUGUAAAUUGUAAUGGUGGUGAAUCAUCUCUAGAUCAGUGCAAACACCGAGGAUGGGGUGUUCAUAACUGCAGUCACAGCCAGGAUGUUGGCAUCGUGUGUAAUUCCGUGCCGUCAUUAUUGAGGUUGCUCCAUAAAACAUCUUCUCCGUCAUUAGUUCAAGGUAUUUUACAGAUUUAUCAGAAUGGUACAUGGGGAACGAUAUGUAGUCACUGGUGGUAUGACAGUAACACAAACAUCGCCUGUAAACAGCUUGGCUACGAGAGUGCAGUUUCGUUUAGGCACUUAGGACGAGGACCUGAUCCAAUUUGGCUUUCUAAUGUAUACUGUGAUGGUGAUGAAUCUUCACUAGAUAAGUGCCGACACGGAGGAUGGGGUAAACCUAGCUGCAGUCACAAUAGGGAUGUUGGUAUCGUGUGUUAUACAGGUCCUCCUGUCAAAGUUCGACUGAUUGGUGAUGUGCCUAAUGCUGGUCGAGUACAAUUGUUGUACAAAGGUGUCUGGAAAUACAUGUGUGACUUAAAUAGGUAUUCUGCCCAAGUCAUUUGCCGAAUGGCUGGUUAUUCUUAUGGUACACAUAUACCCUUUCGUCGCUACGAGGGAUCUGGCGAUGUAUGGCUCUCCGGAAGCUAUGCGUGUACUGGCUUUGAAUCCUCUAUUGAAUCAUGUCGGAACCUUAACUGGGGAAAAGCGACUUGUUCAGAUAACAACGUAGCUGGUGUUGUUUGUAAAUCAGGAUCACCGAAUGUCGCAUAUCGACUUGCGGAUGGAUCAGUACCUCAUGCAGGAAGACUGGAAAUGCACUAUUAUGGGUUAUGGAGACCAGUUUACCUUGUUUAUGGUCGGCGAUCAGACCACGAUGUACUUUGUCGUAUGAUGGGUUACAAUCAAGCUAUUAUUGCCUUCAGAAACGUCCAAGAAAAAAGAUACAGCUACGAUCUAAGAAUGAACUGUAGGGGUUUUGAAAAUACAACAAAACAGUGUGAACGAACCUCUUUCAAUUCAAAUGUGAGUCAUGAAACUAAAGAAACUACCUGGAUAGUUUGUAAACCACAUGCAGAUACUAUGACAUUACAGAUACGACUUGAAAAGGGUUUCGCACCCCAUUCUGGUCGAGUUGGUGUUCGCUAUGGUAAUUCAUGGAGUACUUUAUGUUACGAGGGAUUGGACUACCCUGAUGUAAAGGUGAUAUGUCGAAUGCUUGGAUAUGUGGAUGUCAAUCAUGUUUACGCUGUGAGGACACCAAGCUCUGCUAAUGGUCGUGUCUGGCUUAGUGGUGUUGAGUGUAAUGGAACUGAAGCUUCAAUACUGAAUUGCAGUCGCACAGGAUGGUGGCAGACCACGUGUGACUUUGAUGCUGUGAUCACGUGCAAGACACAAGGUAAAACAGCGGUUGGCAUCCGUCUGGAAACCGGUACCACACCUCAUUCUGGUCGAGUUGGUAUUCGCUAUGGUAACACAUGGGGUACUUUAUGUAACAAAGGACUGGGUACGAACGAUGCUAAAGUCAUCUGCCGCAUGCUUGGUUAUGUUGGAGUGCGUCACGUGUUCACCAUUCCUGGAAAUGGUAAUAUUUGGCUCAGUGACCUUGAAUGCAAUGGAACAGAGGAUUCAAUUUUUGACUGUAGUCAUUCAGAUUGGUGGAAGACAAGCAAUUGCACCCAUGACCAGGACGCUGCCGUAACGUGCAAGUUAGUGGAAAAAGGUCGAGAAACACCAUCGCCUACAACUUCUUGUACCAAUACUUCCGUGGAGACAUGUUCUACCAUCACCAGAACAGUGUUUAAUGAUUCUUACAUCGCUGCAGACUUGUCACCCAGUCCAAAUGAUGUUAGUUUUACCGUUGGCGAUGGUCUCUAUUACCAUGGUUACCAUAACGUACCAUUAGAACCCGGAUGUGUGUACAGGGUACACGUGAGAAUUGCUACCAUGGCAAUGAAUGGGAAAAAUAUUGUUGGAAGUCCAAAUUUGCGAGGUUUGCAACAAGACCAAAAACCGAUCCACCCGUAUUUCAAAUAUGUAACAGCAGUUCCAUAA
This is a messenger RNA of Exaiptasia diaphana, 3351 nucleotides long. Its product is annotated as deleted in malignant brain tumors 1 protein-like. Gene Ontology annotation, cellular component: membrane. Lineage: Eukaryota; Metazoa; Cnidaria; Anthozoa; Actiniaria; Aiptasiidae. The record is from RefSeq and is a predicted model, not a curated record. The transcript has 13 exons. Bases 1 to 3351 code for a protein of 1116 amino acids.